Messenger RNA from Cotesia glomerata, 555 nucleotides. RefSeq names its product potassium channel subfamily K member 13-like. The coding region runs from base 1 to 555 and encodes 184 amino acids. The transcript is spliced from 2 exons. Gene Ontology annotation, biological process: stabilization of membrane potential; potassium ion transmembrane transport. Gene Ontology annotation, cellular component: membrane. The record is from RefSeq and is a predicted model, not a curated record. NCBI's taxonomy places the organism in Eukaryota, Metazoa, Arthropoda, Insecta, Hymenoptera, Braconidae. Gene Ontology annotation, molecular function: potassium ion leak channel activity.
AUGAGGAAGAAGCGACAGCAAGAAGAAAUGAACCAGCAGCAACAACAACAAUUGGCUCUCCAAGAACCCUUUUAUGUGCGAGCUAAUGCCUCAAAUUAUCCGAGUUCUGUGGAAAUAAAAGCCAGUCCAAAGGAUGAAGUGUCAAGUCUCGGCUCCGGCGACAGACCUAAUGUUACUAUUUUCGCUCCAAUCAGCAUUUGUCUUGGAGCAAUGCUUUGUUAUAUUGUCGCCGGGGCUUUUACUCUGUACAAAUUGGAGGGCUGGAGUUUUUUAGAUGCAAGUUACUUCUGCUUUAUGAGCUUGAGUACAAUAGGAUUCGGCGACAUGGUACCUGGCCUGUAUCUCCGACACAAUACAAUGGAUUCAAAAAACUUAACCUUAUGGUUUUGCUCCUGCUACAUAAUGUCUGGAAUGGCAUUGACGGCAAUGUGCUUCAACAUACUUCACGAUGAAAUAGUCCAUCGGUUAGCUCACCAAAACGAGAAAAGCGAAUCUGUUAAACCAAGUUCAAGCAUCGACGAGUUAGCGACAGAUCCAUUCGCCCUCACGUCGUGA